This is a messenger RNA of Leptinotarsa decemlineata (Colorado potato beetle), 2518 nucleotides long. RefSeq lists its product as uncharacterized. Gene Ontology annotation, molecular function: RNA helicase activity; nucleic acid binding; ATP binding. Lineage: Eukaryota; Metazoa; Arthropoda; Insecta; Coleoptera; Chrysomelidae. The record is from RefSeq and is a predicted model, not a curated record. Gene Ontology annotation, cellular component: cytosol.
CACCUCACAAAACAAUAACCUCAAAAUUUAAAAGGUUAAAUAAUAUCAAAAUAUUAUUCAAAACAUUUAAUUUUAAGUGGUUUCGGCAUAAAAGUUAAUUAAGUGGACAUAUCGACAAGGUUACUUAUUUACAUUAUAUCCACAAAAAAGUUGCAGUCAUGAGUUUCAAUUUAGUUUGGAAUAACGGUGAUAAACACGUCAAAGGAAAGGCAUUCGUCAAAAAGAAGAAAGUUUCCAAUAUAAAAAGUACUUUAUCUGAAAAACAAUCAACAAUAUCCAUCAAAAAGGCUAUCAGUCGUAGUUCAGGAAAGGAUGACACUAUUCAGAAAAUAAAUGUUGAAUUCGUGAACCAGAACAAUAACACUGAACCAUCUCAUGAAAAAUCAUUCAAUGAGUCUACCAAAUUUAUUAAAAGAAAGCAGAGAAAAGAUAAAAUUGCAGCGAAGCAGGCUGCCAAACAAGGGGAAACUCUUUCUCAGGUCGAAGCGCCAAACAAAAAUCAGUCUUAUUCUUUGUUCUCUGUUGGCCAAAAAGAUGUCUAUGUGAAAACCAAUACAAAGGGCAGGUCUGUGGUAGAAAAAGUGUUCAGCGCUAAUAAUAAAUUCAGUAACUUGGAUAUUCACAAACAUAUUGUAUCAAAUCUGGAAAAGAUAGGUUUCAGUUCUAUCACAAAUGUGCAAGAGAAAUCUAUACCCAUUAUUCUCGAAGGUAAAAAUGUUCUUAUUCGCUCUCAAACGGGAUCAGGCAAAACUUUGGCUUAUGCUGUUCCAAUCUUAGAUGCAUUACAAAGUCUAAAUCCCAAAUUGCAGAGAAAUGAUGGUGUUCAAGCUAUUGUAGUGGUACCAACCAGAGAACUGGCUCUGCAGACUCAUGAAUUAUUUGGUAAAAUAAAUACUUUCCAGUGGAUAGUAGUCGGACACCUUUGUGGUGGGGAAAAUCGAAAUACUGAAAAAACGAGACUCAGAAAAGGUGUGCACAUACUCAUCGCAACACCCGGUAGAUUAUUGGACCAUUUACUUCAUACAAUAUCUUUCAAAAAAGAUAAAGUUAGAUGUUUAGUGUUAGACGAAGCUGAUCGUCUCUUGGAUAUGGGCUUCAAAAAGGAUAUUGUAAGGAUUGUGGAAGAACUGGACAACUCUAAAUCAAACUCAGAAUAUGAUCCGAUGGCUCUAUUGAAAGGAAGACACCUUCCAGAAGGUGAAGUACCAAAUUUCAAGGAAAAAGAUGAGGGUCAUUCCUCGUUUCCUCUUAGAGAUCUCUCAAGCAAUAUAAGGCAAACCAUCUUACUCUCUGCAACAAUGUCAAAAGGUGUUGCUGAGUUAGCUGACUUCACCAUGAAAGAUCAUACUUAUGUAGACACUCUCGAUGAGUGGUCUGACCUGCACCCUGAAAUGAUGGUAAUGCCAAACACUGUCGUUCAGAAGUUUAUAGUGACACAUGUAAAGCACAGACUUUUUACCUUGUCAGCUAUGUUAGUAGCACAGGGAAAAAAAUCUUCGAAAGUGUUUGUUUUCAUGGGUACAAGUACUAUGGUGGAUUACCACUAUGAGCUUUUCACAAGAUUUUUAGCGAAGAUGCCGAAGAAUCGGGGAAAGCUGAAAAGUGGAAAUGUUGUGCUUCUGAGUGGAAUUGAAGAAGAUAGUGAGGAUGAAGAAGAGAUUGUUCUAGAUUUUGAGUUCUUCAAGCUGCAUGGCAAUAUGGAGCAGAGUGCUAGAAAGGACGUCUUCACUAGGUUCAGGGCUGCGAAAGCUGGAGUUCUUCUUUGUACGGAUGUUGUAUCAAGAGGAAUAGAUGUUCCCAGUGCAGACUGUAUAAUUCAAUACAACGGACCACAAAGUAUAGAGGACUACUUACACAGAGUCGGCAGGACUGGACGAGCAGGAAAUUCUGGAACGUCGUAUAUUUUUUUAACUCACGAAGAACAAGACUUCGUUACAAAAAUGGAAGAUCACAAAAUAUAUCUUCAGAAACAUGACCAAGAUGAUUUUUUGAAGCAGCUGUGUGUUUUAAUGGAGGAACCGGAUCAGGAGAGGGCCGCAACUGCUUUACAGAAACGUUAUGAAAACGCUUUGAGUUCCGACACAGAUCUUCAUAGAAUGGCUUGUCUUGCAUAUUCUUCUUGGUCACGUUUCUACAACACUUACUCCAGCAAAAUGCGACCGAUCUUCGAUUUCAAAAAAGCGAACUUGGGGCAUUACGUCACGAGUUUCGGAUUGAAAGAGACGCCAACAGAUGUCGCCAGGGCCGUCAGAGGGCAGUUGAAGAAAACUGAUCGACCGAAACUCAACAAGAAACUAGCCAUUCACGAGGAUAAAGAACCUCAGAGGCCAGUUCAAAAAAGAAAAAUCAAAUCAUUGAGCUUAACUACCUCAGAGUUCUCAAGCGGCCUUCCUGUCAAGAAGAAAAAAAAGAAGGAAAGCAAUUCGAAUAAUUAGUAUAUCUCGUUAAGUUUGUCUAUUGUAUAUUUGAUUAUUGAUGAAUUUGAUAAGAAUAUAUUGUUUUUUAUAUCAUUCGAAAA